Maniola jurtina (meadow brown) is the source of this 1485-nucleotide messenger RNA. It is a transcript of the gene Cyp6b29, whose product is annotated as cytochrome P450 6B1-like. Gene Ontology annotation, molecular function: heme binding; iron ion binding; monooxygenase activity. The record is from RefSeq and is a predicted model, not a curated record. NCBI's taxonomy places the organism in Eukaryota, Metazoa, Arthropoda, Insecta, Lepidoptera, Nymphalidae. Bases 1 to 1485 code for a protein of 494 amino acids. The transcript has 3 exons.
AUGUUCGUUAUUUACACGUUGGUCUCAUUUGUGAUAUUUAUCUAUUUUGCCUACUAUUAUUUUACAAGAUCUUUCAAAUACUGGCAAUCGAGAAAUAUUCCAGGUCCACAACCAGUACCAUUUUUCGGUAAUUUUAAAGAAUAUGCUCUAAGAAAAUCUACUGCUCCAAGUAUACAUAAACAAAUUUACGAUGACUACCCAAACGAGAAGGUUGUCGGUUUUUAUAGAAUGACUAGACCUAGCUUGCUAAUAAGAGAUUUGGAUGUAGUUAAGAAUGUUUUGAUAAAAGAUUUCGAAUAUUUCGAAGAUCGCGGUAUUGAUUUCAGUGUAGAACAUUUGGGAGCUAAUCUCUUUCAUGCUGAUGCAAAAAUCUGGCGGCCACUAAGGAAUCGUUUUUCACCUUUGUUUACAAUCGGUAAAUUAAAAAAUAUGAUCCCCUUGAUUAAUGAAAGAGCAGACUUAUUUAUUAACCACGUGAAGAACAUAACAGAAAAAAAGGGCGACCAGGAAAUAUACACACUCGUGAAAAAAUUUACAGUAUCUUCUAUUAUGGCUUGUGCUUUUGGAGUUGACAUCAAUGAAGAUAGUGGAAAACUUAUACAAAAAAUGAAUGAAAUUGAUCAUUUGACUUUUUCUAGAAAUAUUAGCGUAGAAUUGGAUUUAUUUCAUCCUGGUAUACUAAAGAAAUUAAAUUCCUCAAUAUUUCAAAAAGGAAUUAGUAAAUUUUUUCUUAAAUUGAUCAAUGAUGUUUUACAAGCGAGAAAUGGUGUACCCUCUACCAGAAAUGAUUUAAUUGAUUUAGUUUUGGAACUAAAGAAUAAAGGUAAUUAUGUAAAAUUGACCAACGAAGUAAUAGCUGCGCAAGCAUUUAUCUUUUAUGUAGCUGGAUACGAAACCAGUGCGAUUACUAUGGCGUUCAUGUUAUACGAGCUAGCCAUGAACCCUCCUAUGCAAGAAAAAAUAAUUGCAGAAGUUGAUGAAGUUUUAAGCCGACAUGACGGCAAGAUAACUUAUGACAUAAUUAGUGAACUGUCUUAUAUGGACAAAGUAUUUAACGAAACUCUUCGAAAAUACCCGCUAUCAGCUGAUAUAGUACGGCGUGCAAAAUCUAAUUACAAUAUACGUGGCACAGACAUAACUAUCGAAAAGGGGAUAUCUAUACUGGUACCUGUAUUAGGCAUUAGUCACGACGAAAAGUAUUAUCCUAAUCCCAAGAAAUUUGAUCCAGAAAGAUUUUCCCCCGAAAAUGAAAGUAAAAGACAUCCUUGUGCUUUUAUUCCUUUUGGCGCUGGUCCUCGCCAAUGCAUUGGUAAGCUUUUUGGCAUAAUUCAGAGCCGCGUAUGUAUGCUAAAAUUUUUCUCAAAUUUCCGCGUUGAGGUAUCCAAGAACACGCCAACCACCAUCAUUUUUGACCCACAGCGCGUAGUUAAUGUACCAAAGGGAGGAAUACAGCUAAAUAUUCUUCCAAGAAAAUUCGCAGAGUGA